This is a messenger RNA of Platichthys flesus (European flounder), 4157 nucleotides long. RefSeq names its product slit homolog 1 protein. Gene Ontology annotation, cellular component: extracellular matrix. The transcript is spliced from 2 exons. Bases 8 to 3625 code for a protein of 1205 amino acids. Gene Ontology annotation, molecular function: protein binding. The record is from RefSeq and is a predicted model, not a curated record. Lineage: Eukaryota; Metazoa; Chordata; Actinopteri; Pleuronectiformes; Pleuronectidae.
CCUCUUCAUGCUGCCUCACUGCUCCUACAGCUCUGAGGGCAGACCGGUCUGCCCUCAGAGCUGCGACUGUUCGUUUAAUAAUGUCGUCCUGUGCACAGGCGACAUGGUCACGGACAUACCAAAGGAGAUGCCCCCUCAGACAUACGAGCUGUACCUCAACAACACAAACAUGAAUGUUAUAAACGAUCGGAGCCUGGUAAACCUGGAUUUCAUGCAGCGCUUCGGUCUGACUCACAGCCACCUACACACAAUCCGACCGCUGGCGUUCCACGUCGCUCCAAAGCUCCGGUUCAUCAAGCUGUCGUCCAACGACCUCACCACGCUUCCCGCUCUAGUGUUCGGUCCGCUGACCAUUCUAGAGCAGCUGUUUUUAGAUGGCAACCAGCUUGAGACCAUUUCUCCAGAAAUAUUUAAGAGGCUUGUGAAGUUGCAGGUUCUGGACCUGGGCCGCAACAAACUGAUGGAUCUCCCUCCGUAUGUUUUCGAUGGACUGACCGAACUCACCUAUCUCAACCUUGCCAGGAACCACUUAAAGAGGCUUUCUCCCACCAGCUUUCACUCCUUGGUCAACCUUCUCAAACUAUACAUGUACAACAAUAGACUUGAGGCGCUGGAGUCUAAGAUGUUUGAUGCACUCAUCAACCUCCAGGAGCUACUGAUCGACCACAACCAGAUCGCCAGGCUCCCGCCGCUUCUGUUCCAUCCACUGACGAACCUGACGAGUCUCACUUUGUCCUCCAACCAACUUCAGGCUGUCCCCCCAGAAACCUUUUAUAACAUGCCCAAGCUGGGCAAGCUGACCCUCUACAACAACCCCUUGCUUUCCCUACCACACCAGCUGAUGGGUCACAUGCCUAAGAUAACAGAAUUGUAUCUGUACUCCACAAAACUCACUACUGUUCCUGGGAAUUUAUUCAGCAACAUGUCCGGGCUGUUGAUGCUUCACCUCCAUUUAAAUCACCAUCUCAGAGAGUUGCCCGCAGACCUUUUCUGUUGUCUCCCCCACCUCAAGAAGCUCUCGCUGAAAUACAACGACCUCCACUAUCUACAUCCUCAGCUGUUCUCCAAACUCACCUCACUGAACGUGUUGGUUCUGAGCGGCAACAGUUUGCAGAACCUAACCGAAAACCUUUUUCAGGGCCUCGAAGAGCUUCAGACCAUUGAUUUGAAGGAUAACGACCUUAAGACUCUGCCGGGAGAUAUCUUCUUGUCAAAUGAAGCGUUGGGCACUCUGACUCUGAUUGGCAACCCCUGGGAUUGCACGUGCAGCAUCAGAGGUAUUGCAAGAUGGAUAAGAAGCAAUGCUCGCGUUGUCAUUGACAAAGGAAAUGUGACAUGUCGCAGUCCAUCUGACAAACGGCUCCGUAAAUUAGAAUCUUUGCAGGAUCAGGAGUUCAGUUAUUGCGAUGUUACCACUGAGUUUCCUGUAAAGAAAAACUUGCCUGCCUCAGCACAACCCUUCCACGCCAUCUCAACCAGUCGAUUGGCCUCAACAACCACAUCACCAGCAACACAAUCCAGCACCAGUGAAGUCAUCAUACCAUCAUUCACCAAACCUGUAAAUUCAAUCACCUCUGAUGCCGCGACAUCCUCCCUCCACACUGUACCCACCACUCUACCAAAAGAAGAGCUCCCUCUCAGUACCGAGACUCACAUGAGCUAUCAGCCGUCACAGGUUUUCCAUGACAGGCUGGUGAUCGAGCAGGGGCCGGAGUAUGUUCACCACAACCACCACAGGGGCUGGGUGUUGGUGUGGUUUCUGCCCUCAGACACAGCCUGGGCUGGGUUCCUGAUGUUCUGUCACAUACUUCUCGCGACCACAGGCCUGUUCCUCAUUCUUGCUGCCAUGUAUACUUUGUGUCGCCUCGACAACACCAUGGAUAAGCUGAAGGCCGAGUGUACACGAAAGAGAAACAUGGACCUGCCACUGACCCUUCAGGUGUUCCUUCUCCUCUGUUCUCUAAAUGCUGUUGUUUGGGCUUGUCCAGUUGGAUGCAAAUGUCAAACAAGCAAAAUACUCUGCAGUGGCCUCUCAGACUUCCCCACACCUCUGAACUCAUCUACCACUGCCCUCUACAUCUCCAACUCCAGUAUCUACUCUCUGAAACCAGAGGACCUGGGUGUUUUCUCUAACGCCCUCAACAUCUUUGUGAUUAAAGACACUGUUCUGAAGGAGGUGCACCCUGGCACACUUGAUGCUACUCCAAAUAUAGGUGCCUUGGGGUUUACUGGCACGGAACUGCAAGAUCUCCCAGAGGCCUUAUUCCAAAAUCUUCAGAGUCUUGAGUCUCUGACUCUAAAGAGCAACAAACUCCUGGUACUCCGCCCUCAUUGGCUUUCCUCUCUGAAGAAUCUGAAAGUUCUUGACCUAAGCAAGAAUCUUUUCACUUCUGUACCUUUUGAAACUUUUAACACUCUCACUCAGCUAAGUUAUCUUUUACUUUCCGGAAACAAUAUCAUUCAACUGCCUGUGGAAACAUUCAUGGGUCUUUUUAAGCUUAAAAUCCUUCGGCUUAGUAAAAACUCCCUACAGGAACUCCCUGCUGGCAGUCUGGAUGACCUUGGCAAUCUGGAGGAACUAUCCCUAAAUGACAAUCUAAUCACUCACCUCCACCGUGAUCUGUUCUCUAACACUCGGAAGCUCCAAAAGCUGUUCCUCUCUAACAACAGGCUUACAUCUCUUCCACUCGGGAUCUUUUUAAACCUUCCCCUCCUCUCCCAGAUGUCACUGUAUGAAAAUCAGCUGGAGAGUCUGGGUCCAGGGGUCUUUGGGCCCAUGCCCUUGCAGGAGCUGUGGCUAUAUGACAACAAGCUCAGACGUUUGGAGGAUGACACCUUCAGAAAUCUGACACAUUUGCGUCUGCUGGUGCUGAGCCGCAACCAGAUCAACUACGUUUCUUCCGGGACCUUCAGGGGGUUGGAGAAGGUGGGGGAGAUAUCACUCCACACCAAUCUGCUCACAACCUUGCAAUCUGGGACUUUCCAAGGUCUUCCCAGCCUGGUCAACAUUUCCCUGGAGCAUAACUUCAUCAGCUCCCUCCCUGUGGGUUUUCUGCAGGGCGUGACCCAUCUUGGAGAGAUAGACCUGCGAAACAAUUCCUUCAACAGCAUGCCACAGGAAAGUCUGGAUGCACUCACCGUGACAAAUGAAGUGCUCCUACAGCAGAAUCCCUGGAGGUGUGAUAAAGAUAUUCUGCCUCUAAGGGAUUGGCUGAGACAGCACCCAACCAAGGCCAACCAAACCCUUGUGGUGUGUGAAGUGCCUUUCGACCUGAACGGUGAGGUGAUCGCUCUGCUGACAAACGAGAACCUGAUGCCUCUCGGCUCUACCGAGGAUCCUGUGUUGACUUCGACGGAGAAGAGGAGGAAACCAAAUACCCCUCCAACGAGAAGAAGCACUGUCCCACCUGCUGUCAACACCAGGCCCACCUCGGAGCCUGAGGAAGUCACCAGAAGCGGACAGGGGGAACAGGGACCGGUUACUAAUUAUACUGCGAUAACCCUUAUCAUCAUCGCAGUAGUGUCCACUGUCAUCAUUAGCGUGAUCGUCAGCUGCAUGUGCUGGAGGAAGAACAAGAGAGGCAGAGGAAAUAUAGGCCGCAGAAAUAAGAACUCUGUGCUGUAGACCACCCAGCAUCAAUAACACAGGAACUUUUAAAGCCAAGGGAAACUGCUGGCUGAUUACUGAGGUCUGCUCACAAAAUCUGGAGCAUAGUGUUGAUUUUAGAGCUUCCAAGUCAUAGAAAGAACCGCAACAGCUCCUUCUUCUUCAGCUAGAACAAACAAGGAAACUGAUUUUCUUUUGAAUUAGUUAGCAUACCGCUUUGUUUACGUCCUGUGUGCUCUGAAAAGUGAUCUAUCAUCUUGCACACUAUCUGUAAAAACUAUUUUAUAGGAAAUUGGGAUUAUUUGGUGAAUGUAAAUUGAAAUGCAAAGAAACAGUGAGCUUCUUUUGACUGAACUGAGUACUCUGUUCAAUGCUCUUUCAUUAUUUUAUUAAUUAUUGCAGUUUGAAUUUUUGUGCUAACAAUACAUUUCAGCAACAGUUGUAAUCGUUGAAUGAGUAUCCAUGCUAAAUCAAAGAUGUAAUUGUUCAUCCAUUGUAAGAAAAUUCAGAGCAACAUGUUACUUUGCAAUGAAUAAAUGCACUGCUUUUA